UUCUUGGAUUGGGGUGCGGGGAGAGGUCUAAGGGAAGUGGGUGUAACUAAUGAAAUUCCUGUAAAUGUCUUGUUGGGGAAUGAUUUGGGUUACAUGAUAACUGCUUUUGUGCCCUAUGACCAGGUCUCACUAGGUCCAGCCGCGCUGGAGUGUGGCCACCCACCUCAACAGGUAAUUGUAAAAAGUACAAUGCAGCAAAGUAACUGGGAGGGAGGACUGGGAGGCAGGAGCCAGAGUCAACCAGUGCCUGAACCAGUGUUGUCCCAAAGUAGGGAUAAGAAGGGAGAGGGGGAGGAGAGGUUUCCCCUAGGAGUCUCCCUGGUGCAGCCCGGUAGUAUACCGGCAGUGAGGGAUUUCCAGCGUGUAAUCCCUGAUCCUGUACCCAAAAUGCCUGAAGUCUUGAGUGGGGGUCAGCAGCUACGCCAAGCUCAGGAGUCAGUGCAGAAGCAUGAGGGACAGGUGGUUAGGACUCAGAGUAGGGUCCUAGUGGAUAAUGCCACUCAGACUGGGGAGAGUGAUGGUAGUAGUGGGCCAGGAAUAGCCCUCAUGCCAGAACCAGUACUGAGGGGCGGUCAGGUGGUCAGUACUAAGGAGGAAAGGCUGACAGUACCAGGAGUUGCUCCCAAGUCAGAUAGCAACAAAGUAGUUUUUCCAGAAGUCCAGAGUAUUAAGGACAAGCCCAGUGGUUUAUGCCAACCCAAGACUAAGCAGGUUAGUGGAGACCAGGGUGGCAUCAAGGGGGUGGGAGGCCUCCAACUACUUUCUAUGUCUAGGCCCAGGGAAUGGGAGAUUAGAGAUAGGCUGGAGGGCCCCUCAGUGAACAAGGUGGGAGGAAUAGGUCAGAUGCCUGAGGAGAGCAGUGAUAGACCAUUGCCUACUAUGCAAACCUGCACUCUGUCCAGAGACAGUGCAGAUAGAGGCAAAAUGGGAAGUAUACCUACAUCAAACCAGUCCAGUACCUGGGAUUAUACUGAUACAGCCCUCAAGGAACAAGACUUUAGGCCGGGGAGGUAGCCUGAUCCCUCAUACUGUAUAACAUGAAUGGAUAUUUCGAUAAUGACCUGGCUAUGGUUAUGGAUUUAUGUUUUAUUGUGGCAAGGUUAAGAGUGACCUGUAAGUCAAUCUCCCCUUGCUCACUCUAAAAAGGGGAGGUGUCAUGAUACAGGCCUGUAAUAGUUAAUAAAACAGGCCAAGGUAUCAUGAGAAAUAUUUCUGCCAACAUCUAAAUCAGACACAUAACAGGCCUCUUUUCACUAUGGUCAGAGGGGUCAGAGCU
Molecule: messenger RNA, 1276 nt
Organism: Xenopus laevis (African clawed frog)
Lineage: Eukaryota; Metazoa; Chordata; Amphibia; Anura; Pipidae
Exons: 2
Coding region: 94-1014 (306 amino acids)
Source: RefSeq, a predicted model, not a curated record